Pecten maximus is the source of this 4604-nucleotide messenger RNA. RefSeq lists its product as uncharacterized. Lineage: Eukaryota; Metazoa; Mollusca; Bivalvia; Pectinida; Pectinidae. The transcript is spliced from 8 exons. Gene Ontology annotation, molecular function: zinc ion binding; carbonate dehydratase activity. The coding region runs from base 1 to 2397 and encodes 798 amino acids. The record is from RefSeq and is a predicted model, not a curated record. Gene Ontology annotation, cellular component: cytoplasm.
AUGGAGACCGGACUCUGGAUCUUACUAUUAUGUACAUAUCUCAUAUCGACGUCGACAUCACAAAGACCUACAGGAAGGAAUCAGAAUAGUGUAACGAGAUCGAAUGGAGUCGGCGUCACAACGCCUCAACGUCAAGCCAGAGGAAUCCAGCGCCUGAUGACGGUUUUGAGAGCGCUUCCAAGACCAGUUGUUCAAGAGAUGUUCACUGAGUUACAAUUAGAUGAACAGGGGAGAUCAAGAGCUACAUCGAUAUCUCGAAAUUCUAACCACCAACUAUCCACAGACCGAAGGCGGGGCAAUAUCGGAAACUCACGGAAUCGAACAUCAGUCCAGCAAUCUGAUCGUCUCCAGAACCGCCCAUCAUCUCGAAAUAGCACAGGGGAACAAAAUCUAGGAUCGCGAGGUGUAGGCAUAUCCCAGGAAAGAGCUCUGGAAAGAUCUCGACUUCGUGAAAAUUCAAGCAGACCAUUACGAUCUCGAGCUUCCGAAGUUGCCAGAGUUAUCGGUAUAGCUCAAGAGCGGAACAGAACUAGAAGUAUUGGGAUAACACGAGACCAGGCCAGAUCUCGAGAUCGGGCGAGUACACGAGACCAGGGCAGAUCUCGAAGUGUUGGGAUAGCACGAGACCAGGGCAGAUCUCAAAGUGUAGGGAUAGCACGAGACCAGGGCAGACCUCGAGAUCAGGCGAGUACACGAGACCUCAGCAGAACUCGAAGUGUUGGGAUAGCACGAGACCAAGGCAGACCUCGAAGUGUAGGGAUAGCACGAGACCAGGGCAGAUCUCGAAGUGUUGGGAUAGCACGAGACCAGGGCAGAUCUCGAAGUGUAGGGAUAGCAAGAGACCAGGGCAGACCUCGAGAUCAGGCGAGUACACGAGACCAGGGCAGAUCUCGAGGUGUUGGGAUAGCACGGGACCAGGGCAGACCUCGAGGUGUUGGGAUAGCAAGAGACCAGGGCAGACCUCGAGAUCAGGCGAGUACACGAGACCAGGGCAGAUCUCGAGAUCGGGCGAGUACACGAGACCUCAGCAGAACUCGAAGUGUUGGGAUAACACGAGAUCGUGGCAGAACUAGACCAUUACGAUCUCGAGCUUCCGAAGCUGCUAGAGUUAUCGGUAUAGCUCAAGAGCGGAACAGAACUCAAAGUAUUGGGAUAGCACGAGACCGAGGCGGAACUCGAGAUAUGGAAAGUACACGAGAUCGGGACAGAGCUCGAGAUUUGGCGAGUUCACGAAACAGGGACAUAACAGGAAAUAUCGGGAUAACACCAGACCAGGACAGAAUUCGAGAACUAGGAAGUAUACGGGACCGGAACAGAGCUCGAAGUGUCGGGAUAGCAAGUGAUAGGGACAUAACUCGUGAUCUGAUGAGAUCUAGUAAUACUGAGAUACAGAGAUCUCCAGAUAUCUUCGGAAUUAGUGAUCUAUUUGAGGAAACAGACAGUUCUUUAUUUACCCGUACGAGUAUGCGUAAUGGUGGACGUUUAAGAAGACAACGCUUGACGACGCCUCCACUCAUCCCAGAAGAGCCGUUACAGGUUCAAUGUGAUUCUAUGUUGCAAUUCACCAAUAGCAGUACCGUCACAAGAGUUGACCCGGAGACCAUGGAAAUCCACGCGGAGGAAAUGUUCUCGUAUGAUGGCUCCGCUAGAACAGGACCAAGUAAAUGGCCAACUUUCUGGCCCGCCUGUGGCAGGGAGACGCAGUCCCCGAUAAAUAUAAACAACAGCAUGGUACAGGGUGACAAACGAUACCAGAUCCAGUUUAGUGAUGAGUUCAGAAAGAUGACGGGAGACCUUGUCAACAACGGUCACGCCCCAACUUUCUACUUUGAUCACAAAAGCCGUCUCUUGUUUGGAGCACCUGGACUUCCUGGUGAGGUUUUCGUAUUGGACCAGCUACAUUUCCACUAUGGUGACAGAUUUGAUACAGGAUCUGAACAUGCUAUCGAUGGUAUCAAGUUUCCUGUAGAGAUUCACUUCGCACACUACAACAGGAAGUAUGGCAGUUUAAACAAUGCAACCAGCAAGCCAGAUGGAGUGGUAGUCGUCGGUGUUUUCAUGCAGGUUGGUAUGGGACCAGCAGGUGAGCUGGACAGAUUCAUUCAAGAUCACAUGGCCGAUGUACGGGUUCCCGACAUGAAGGGAAUUCGGGCAUCUCUAAACCCAAGUAUAAUGAUGCCAUAUAACCGGUCAUUUUAUACCUACGUGGGAUCAUUGACCACGCCCCCAUGUAGUGAGCGUGUCCGCUGGAUCGUCAUGAGGACGCACAAAUCAAUCUCUCUCAGGGCGUAUAACCUGCUCCGAAGUUUACGUGACAAUCAUGGUGAACGGAUCGCUCGGUACGGAAACUGCCGACCGAUACAGAAACUAGGCUGUCGUAUUGUGGAAUCAACAUAAUCAGUUGAAGUAUACAGUGAACAAUAGACAUAUUCGAUGCCAAACUAUCGUGUUAGAAAUAAUCAGGCCUGUGUAGAAUUCAUUCCCAAUACCCGGUUUAUCUUUACGUCUCAACGUUGUCCCAGUUGAAGACGAUGUAUAAAGAUUAGUCUAUACAUAAUAUAGACACAUGCGAUGCCAAAAUCACUUUGUAUAAAGUUAGUAUAUUAUUCAUUAUUCUAAUGUCAUUCAUAUGAAUAAGGCCAAAGAAAAUACAUUGAUGUUUCAGAUUUCCUUGAUUUCCCAGUACCUUGUUUGUAACACCUGUUAUACGUGUAUACAUGUUAUUUUUUAUCGAGAUGACUUUCCAUGUAGGAAGGGAAACAUGAGAUAAAUAAAAAAGAAAUUCAGCCUUAUUGAAAUACUGUUAUAUAGUAUUAUCUAGCUAUUUCCGGACGACUGAUGAAAUGAAGAAAAAAAAGGAAGAAAAUCUAAGAAAUUCGAAACAUACAUAUUAUCAAACUACUUGUAAAGUAAAGACAUUAAGUUAAGAUAUUAUUCUGCAUUUCUUACUAGAAUGUCCAUGAUUAUAUUUAAGUCGUGAUAAAAUGAUGAAUGGUGUUGUUAUAGAUGCUAUAGAAGUACUAUCGUAUGUAAAAAUUUCAGAAUUAAGCAAUGAAGAUCAAUGUAGUUUUUAGUUCUCUGUGGCUAUUUAUAGCCCUGAGAACUAUAGCCAGCGGUCGAAAAAUUUGCUGCUUUGCACCUUGUAAACAGAUUUUUAGUUCUCUGUGGCUAUUUAUAGACCCGAGAACUAUAGCCAGCGGUCGAACAAUUUGCUUCUUUGCACCUUGUAAACAGAUUUUUUUUUAUCUUAACUGUGCAUUCAUUGCUGUAUAUUCUGCUGCCAGAUAAUAGGUAUUGUGAAGUUGUUGCGUUGAUAACAAUAAGAACAUUCGAUAUCUACUGGAACUUCUUUUGAUUGAAGAAACUUUAAGUUUAAAUGUCUAUUUUUAGUAACAACGGUGAAGCACAUGUAUAUGAUACAUGUACAAGUGUAGGUACAUGUAUGUAUACGUGGCCUUACUAUUUCUCCCUUAUCAUCCACAAUUAGGAGCAUGCGCUGUGUACAGAUGCGCCAGCUCAAAUAGGGGUCGUUUUGACUGUUGUUCCUCGCUAUCUGAUUAGGUCUGUGACUAAAAUUUCUUUUUCUUUAAAAGUAGUAAAUAUGAACGCAAUUUGAAUAAUUCUAAUUCCCUCAAAUGUGAACAUGCAGGUACUCAAAAUGUCCAAUAUAACUAUAGUUUAUAACGUACAAAUAUUGACAACAUUAACAUCAUUUGGACGACGACUACAGCUACAGAAAUAAAAAUAAUCAUAAAUGGUACGAGGUUAUAGGACGUUUGAUUGUCAUCGGAAAGUUUAACCUAAGAAUAUAGCGUGCACAUAAUUCAUAAGAUAAUACUAUGAUAGAUUGUACAUCAUAAUAACCUUUUUAGCAAUUGUUCAAAACAGAUCAUUCGUUGGUGAUCAAUUAUUGAUUUCAUUCAGUUAUCGAUUUUUGAUUGAUGAUAAAAUGUAAUCGGUUAUUCGGUUAUAGAUUGAUUGAUGGUAGGUUGAUUGUUGAUUUACGGUUUGCCGACUGAGCGGAAAGUUUGUAAUUUUAGCUGAGAAAGUCGUAAGAGCUGCACUGUAAAAGAUCGUUUACAGUUGAGAUGUUGGUUCUGAAAAAACAAAUUAUAAUUGCCAAAUGUAAGAAAAUUUACAACAAUAAAUAGGAAAAAUAAUACCAUGCCCAGAGAACUACGUGGCCCUUGGCCUCUUGUUUACUUGGUGAUCGCUCAAAUUUGUAUUUAUCAAAUAUAGAAUGGGAAGCACUGUUAUUAAAUAUGUCUAGAUAUAUCAAUGGAAUGUUGUACGAGAUGGAGCUUUAUUAUAAUUAGCUUAAAAUAUUAAAUAUUGAUGUAACAGUUCUUAUCAUACGGUGUCCAUUAUUGUAUAAGAUAACAACAUGUUUGUUUUUGUUUUUACAAGUAGUCUAUUGUAUUGUACAAUUAAAAUGCAGGAAUAUAUCGUAAGUUAUCUAUCUUUUUUUCUAAAUAUAUAUGUAUGAAUCGAUAUGUAUAUUACCAUGUUCAAUAUUAAGUCAGAUGGCAUUAUACAAAAUGUAAACUGUUUGACAUACACAAUCUCUGUUGAAGAGGAAAUAAAGAAUGUCUGUCUGUUAGUUA